Molecule: messenger RNA, 11692 nt
Organism: Cebus imitator (Panamanian white-faced capuchin)
Lineage: Eukaryota; Metazoa; Chordata; Mammalia; Primates; Cebidae
Gene: CUNH4orf50
Product: chromosome unknown C4orf50 homolog
Exons: 15
Coding region: 212-4720 (1502 amino acids)
Source: RefSeq, a predicted model, not a curated record
AAUGAGAGACUUUCAUGCAUAUUGUAUGAUGCUUGUGCAGAUGAAACCCAAGUCACCCACUCAUGAAUAAUCCAACUGUUCUUACCCUUCUCAAAGGAUAUUUUCCUGAACAAUCCGAAGUCACAACCACCACCUUGAAAUCUCCAGGAAGUCAAUGUUGCAAACUCACUUAAUUUUAUUAUUAAGACUUGCCCCAUGAAAUGUUUGCGAGAUGGAGCCAGCAGCUAAGAGACGGACUGAGAAAAGUUUUAGCUAUGUCAUCAGAGCCCCCAGCAGCGAGGGGUUCGACGUAAUGAACGUUGAUGUGAAGAUUGACACAUCCUGGGUAUUCCCGGACAUGGAAGAUAGUGCUGAGGAGCAGGAAUGUCUUCCGGAAGAAGCAUCUGCUCGCCCAGAUGGGGAUACGGGGGCGAUCAGGAGGCAGCUAGAGUCCUCCGAGCAGAAGCUGUUAGCAGCGGUGAACAAGUAUGUGACGUCGGAGUCCGGGCUGAGAAGCAGAAUUCGGGAGCUGGAGCUGUCAGAGAGGAAACUCCUCCAGAAGGUGGACCAGCUGAGUGCCCACGUGGCCCAGGAGAGAAGCGCCUGGCUCGAGGCCCAGGAGAAGCUGGCGGCGCUGCAGGGGGAGCUGGCCGGCCGGGUCCGGGAGAAAGAGAGCUUGGCCAGGCGGCAGCGGUGCCGGCUGCGGCGGUUGCGGGAGCGGCUGCGGCGCAAGGACGAGGCACUGGGGCAGCAGGUGGCGGCCCUGGAGCGCUGCCGGCGGACCGAGCGGCGCCAGCUGGUCCUGGUGCGCGAGCAGGAGCGCGUUCUGCGGGCGCAGGUGCAGAGGCUGGAGCACGACGUGCGGCGCCUCUGCCGCGCCGCGGGCCUCCUGUUGGCCCAGUGGGACACAGCGGCCCCGGGCCCCCAGGGCGCCCUGGAGGCGGCUGCGGAGCUGCGCGCCCUGCAGGCGAGGGCCGAGCGCAGCGAGCGCGAGCGGGAGGAGGCGGCGCGCAGGCUGCGGGAGCAGCGAGCCACCGAGCGCCGGCUCCGCGGGCAGCUGGAGGAGCUGCGCUGCUGCAUCUACGGACUGAAGCUGUCGGAGAUUGACCUGCAGGGCCAGGUGGAGGACCUCGCCCAGCAGAACCAGUGCCUGCGAGAGGAGCUGGGAGCCCAGGUCCCUGCUGGUCACUGCAGCCUGGAUGCCCUGGGCUGUGUUCAGGGUGACUCACUGCCCCUGCCUGGGGAGGAGGCCCUGGACCUCUGCAGAAGCCAAGGCCAGCGGAGCUCCCUGCGGUCUGAUGAUGCUGGACAAAGGGCCUCAGCAGGCCAGUCCCCCCCGGAAGGGUCCAGUGCCUGGAGCUGCUUUGGGCCUGGACAGGCCUCUUCUGUUUUGGCUCCAGGCCCGGAGACCUCAAGCGAGCUCCCAGGAGACCUGGCAGGAUUCGACCGUGAUCAGCUUACUCUGGCAGAGCCCAGCUUGGAUGGACAGAUUCUUCUCCUGGCCUGUGGCUGCCCCCCAAGGGAGUGCUUGGACGAGUCACUCCUCCCCAUGGACCUGGCCCGGAUUUCAGAGAAUCUAGCAGCUGACCCGGCCCCAGAGGCCUUCUUCCUGGUGCAGACGUCUACAUGCCCUCUCUGGGGGCCGGCUGGGGACUCAGCUUCUUGGCCACUCCAGGAGGUUCCCCUCGAGGGACUACAAACCCAAGAUGAGUUGGUCACUGUGUCCCCACCUCCUCCCAAAGCCACAGGACACCCUGGCUGGGAUUGUCACCAGGCAAGAGGCCAUGGUGCCUCCCUCUUCCAUGAGGCCCCCCAAAUUUCAAAUCACCGAUUUCCCAAAAAAGACCCUAAAGAUCUGAAAGACACUUGGAACAACGGAGGAGAAAGUCUGGGGAGAAGAACCAAGGAGGGGGAGGCAAGGGGGACUUUGGACAGGAAGGGGAAAAACUUCAGUGACAAUCACCAGCCAAGUCAGGAAAGCCGUCAGAACCUGAGCUUGGAGAACCAGGCUGGAGCCACAGAGGGCAUGCAGGACCAGAACGGGGCUUCCAAGAACAAGGCCACCACCUGCUGGCCUGAGCCCUGGCAGGAGUUUCUGAUGCCUCUUCUACAGGGGGAGGCCUCAGUGUCAAAGGAAGGACCCGAAUCCCUGAGCAGGAAAGGAAGAGUGGAAGGAUAUGUCUGGGGUCUUGGAGGAGGACUGUCAUCAGAGAAGGAAGAGGCGGCAACCCCAGCCACCUUCUCCAGCGCUUACGAGACCAAAGAGCCGAGGCCAACAGACAGUCAGCCCCCGGCAGGGAGAGGCAGAGGUCUCGGGAGGACAGCUAGGGCCAAGGAGGAAAGCCAGGUAUGGCUUGGAAAUGCUCAGGUUCUGCAAGGAGAAAGCCUGGAGGACGAAGGGGCGCUAGAGGAGGAGGACGGGGUCCCGCAUCAAGAAGCGUCCAGUCCGGGGUACAGGGGUGCCCCCGAGGAACCUCACUCCCAGGGACACGAGAGCAAGGAAAUGCUUUUCUUUGUGGGAGAGACAGAUUUGCCGCUGUUUCCCAGAUUUGCCUUAUCAGCUGACGGGGGUGAACCCACUGGUCAUGGUCAACCGCAAGCUGUGAGCAAAGGAGAGGACAGGUGUGCACUCACAAUCGAUGAGCUGGCACAGGAGGUGGAGGCUUGUUUCCAGCAGCUGUCCACACUGCAGCCGGGCGGUGGGGGCUGGCAGCACUCAGCCUCUGUGUGUGGGGGAGGGAACUGGAACUUCGCUGAGAAGUGGCACAUUGGUGGGGAGAGAGCUUGCUCUCAGCAGGUUUGGGGAAACCAGGGUAUUUGUUCUGAUGAAGAAGCAAAGUCUAAAGAGAGUGGUGAAGGGGAUAAGCUGGAAAAGACCAUGGCUCUGGGCACCAGCGAAGUUCCCGGUGACCCAGGGACAUUGCCUGAUUGGGAUGAAGCCAGCCCGGACCCUCCAGGGGAGCCCGCUGAGCCCUCGGGUGCCCUCAAGAGAGUGAAGAGCAGGUUUCAUCAGCUCAUUUCUAGACUGAAGAAAGAGAGAAGCCAGAUUUUACAUGACAAUGCCAAACUUCACGGAGACCAAGAGAGGUGCCAUAAAAGAGUGUGCACCCUUGAAAGAGAGAGAGAGGUGACAAAAAUAUCCAGGCUGGAGCAGGAGAACCAGGCGCUGGGAGGGGACAUCUCUCAGUUAAGGAAAGAACUGGACCGAUAUUUACAAGUCAUCUCUGACCUGGAAGACUGCAACAGAAAGAGUUACAGCAAAAUUUUGGAGCUUGAAGAGGAAAAUGAAAAACUGAAAGGGAAUCUGGGCCAGCUCCAGAAGGCCAUGUCGGAGAGCAUUCGGAAAUCCAAAGGCACGGUGGAGCAAGUCGCCCUGGAGAACUGGGAGCUGCGGGUGCUGAUCUCAGAGCUCGGCGUCAGUUACAAAGAGCUGAUCAAGGAUGUGGUGCUGAGCAUAGAAGACAUGAUCUGGGCCUUCAGGGGGGAGAACGAGCACCUUUUACACAGAGUCCACGUCCUGGAGAGGGAUGUCACCUUGCAGAGGAGCAUGGAUCAGGGGCAUUCGAUGAGGGGAAGGCAGCACCUUCAGGGAAAAGCCAGGAUGCAUGCUGUGGACAAAGAGGUGCAGGUGACUCCAUGCACAGGGCAGCUGCUUCCAAGAGCCUGUGGGCCACCCUUGGAGAAGGAAACGAGCCUGGCUGCAGGGCAGACAGGACCUUCCACAGGCGCUGGGAAUUCCAGACGCAGUGCUGAUUCUCCUCCUCCAUCAGUGGUCUGGAACAACGCUGACGUAGCCAACACCCUGCAAGGAAAUGUCGGUGGAGCCGGAGUGAAAGAAGCAUGUUUGGAGAAAGAGAAGAGGCCCUGGUGUUCUGUGGCUCAGGGGCAAGCUCUGAGGUCCCAGAGCAACGGCCCAGAGCUCCAGGACUCAGAGGCUGAAGGUACUGAGGAGGGUCACAGGCUGCAUGCCCGGCAGCUCCAUCACCGGGUACUGACAUUACAGUGCCAGCUCAGGGACCUGGGCGCCACCCACCAGGCAUAUCGGGACAAGGCCACUCGUCUCCAGGAGGAGCUCCAGGCCAAGCUUGAAGAACUUCAGCAAAAACAACAUGAAGCACAGUUGGCAGUGACUCCCCUGAAGGCCAAGGUAGCUUCCCUGGUCCGUAAGUGCCGGGAGAGGAACCGCCUGAUCACCCGCCUGCUGCAGGAGCUGCACAGACAUGGGCCGGUGGACCUUCUGCUCUCCGAGCUGGCGCAGAACAUGCUCGGCGACAUGGCACUGGCUGAGUACGUGGCCGCCUUCCUGGAUCCUGGAGUCCCAGAGACGAGCCACGACCUGGACGUCAAGUCUGAGAUGACAGCAGCUCUAAGAGCUCAGACAUACCUCUUGAAUCCUGAAAUGGACAGUGUCCACCAAAGCCCAUUGUCUUCAGAGUCCUGGCCUGUUCCCGAGCCUGAGUGGCCAGCACAGACAGCCCAACUGGAUUCUCGGAAGCUCCUUCUGUCCUCGGCAUCCACGCUUGAUCCUGGAACGUGCCUGGCCACAGUCACCGAGGAAUCAGGACUCCCUGCACAACGUCUGCAAGAAAAAAGGGGAAUGCCCCGUCCUGCCCUCCACGCCGAUAACGCCCCAGCACCCUCCGAGCUCCUGAGCCCAGCGAGGAUCCUGGCUUUUCACCAAGAGCUUAGACAAAGCAUUUGCAGCAAUUCCCAGGUCCAUAAAUCAUCACUGGAGUUCUAACUGUAAUAGGACCACUCGUUCUCCGGAGCCAUUUCAUAGACUCCAUAAAUAUUUGAAGCAGAACCUUCAGAGAGUGCUUUAAGAAAUUGGUAGCAAUCAAAGCCCUCAUUUAGUGGCAAGUGGUUUUGCCUUUGGCUUAGGGAUUUGUGUUCAUUGUCAGAGCUUGAGAGCAAUGCUGGCGGGUGCCUGGCACCUUCUGAGGGGCGUGGCUUUGACGAUGUCAAGGCAGCGCAGGAAAUACUUACUGCACCAGAACCUAUCGAAUGAGUGGUCCGGAGGGUCUCAACUGGGUGCAGCUUUAGCCCCCCAGGGAAAAUCUGGCCUUGCCUGGAGACACUUUUGGUCGUCACAGCUGGGACACUUCUGCUGGCAUCUGGUGGGUAGAGGCCAGGGAAGCUACCAAACAUCCUACAACACCCCAGCCAGCCUCCUAUGGCAAAGAAUGACAGUCCCAGUGCCGCCAAUGCUGGGAUGGUGAGCCCGGGACGGAUCUCACAGCUGCGAACACGAUCAGCCAUAGAGAAUUGUUUUGUUAUUUUUCUGCCCCCAGGCUCCCUCCCGUGUUCUAAGGGAUUUUCGUCUAUUAAAUGAAGCACCUAACUUAAGUCAUUAUACAUUUUACAUUUAAAAACAUUAAAACUGACCAGAACUUUCUAGUCAGUCCAUUCACUACAAAAACAUCUGUUGAUACCCACUCUGUGCCAGGCAGUGUGGCAUGAAGGGGAAAGAGAUGCGUCGGUGUUGAUACCGGCACCGGGGACCUCACAGGACAGUGGGAGAGACUCCUGUGAGUAAAUCCGCGUGCACGCAAGUAUCACACGUGCACUGAGAGACGGGAGGAAUGCAAGGGGCAGUGCUACGUGGCUUGGAAGUCAGCCACAAAGAAUGGCUGGGCAGCAUCCUGUGGGUGAGGUGGGAAGGGCGAGGCUGGAGGAGGGAACGCAUGUGCAAAGGCCCUGAGGCAUAAACCUGAACUCUGGAUGUGUCCCUUGGAGGCAGAGUGGGCAAAGCGUACUCUUAUCAAGCGAGCUGCAAACAGUCACUGCCUCAUUCCCAUCCAGAACCCCUUCCUUCCCCCGAGAAGAGAGACUCAGGUGGUUGACCCAGGAGAAGAGUACUUCCCUCCUGAGGGCAGCCCCCCAAAAACGGAGUCCAGGGGGCUUGGACCACAGGCACCAGACCCUGACCCAGGCUCACCCACAGAGCUGUCACCUCUCUCUUUGGGAAGGGGCUGACGAGGGGCUUGAGGGAAAGGUCAGUGCUACCCGUCCAAUUCUGUCCUCUCCUGGAGUGGCUGUCCCUUCAUGGAAGGACAAAGACAAGGACAAGGAGCUGAGGGUUCCCCGGGAAGGGUCAAAGUGCAUACAUUGAUUUUACAUAGUUUAGCAUUUUGUUGUGAAAUGAAAAUUACACAGAGUUCCCAUGGGUUCUUCCCCGGGCUUCCCUUGAUGUCAGCAUCCCAUGUGACUUACAAUUAUAGAAACUAGUGGGUUUUAUUUUGAGGAAAAUUGGGGAGCCAUUGAGACAUAAGAAGAGCAGCCUCAGCAUAUGGAGUUCCACCCUUUAAAUUAGCUUAUGGGGUUUUCUGAUGGGUUAGCACAUUCAUCCAUUUAUUCCUGGAUUGAUUUACCCACAGAUCCAUCAUUUAUUUAUUCGAUCUGCAUUUAGUGACGGCCGUGUACGUCUGGCUAGAUGCUGCUGGUCAACAAGCAAAGAUGAUGCUGUCCACUUAGGCUUUCAGGGACCCCCUGGAGACCCUGUGGCCCCGUUACCACCCCUCAGGGAGUCCCAAGACUGGAAAGCACCGCAGUGAUCCCUCUGCCGGUUCGACCACCCCAGCGCCUCGCUGUAAUUUCCAAGCCGGAAGUGACCUGCAGCGCUGGUUUAGUGAUCCGCCUCCUGCCUCCCUCUGUAUGUUGGGACAACAUCAUUAGCUUUGAGCAUCAGGAACAUGAUGGAGAGGGGACAGAAAGCCAGUGCAGUCGAGGACAGCCAGCUGAGCCCUUGCCGAGUUGGCGAGAUGCAGCUUGGUGCCACCACACUUGGUCUCCAGGACUGCUGGGAGCUCAGACGUUGGGCAUCUCGUCACUUCAUGCGCCCCCCGUGCACUCAUGUGCUGGGCCUGGGCAAAAAGGCAACCCAGGAAAUCCAUUAAAGCAAGCCAAGACGAUCUUCACAGCUUAACCCAACGAUUCCCUAAUAAAUCAUGUUUCCGAGACAGAAGCCAGUUAUUCUUCCGGGCCGUGAAUCCCGUCUGGGACUAGCACUUUGAGUCGGCUCCAGCUUUGUGCCCUGGCUCCCUGGGCACUUCUGCAGUGCAGCACGGCGGACUCCUGCCUUCCCCUGGCCUGGUCUGUAGCCCCCAGCCCUUGGAAGGGUACAUGGACGCUCCCUGCACCCAUCAGAUGCCCUGGGGCAGACCUGCUCUGGUGACCCAGCGGAUUCAGGCAGGAACUUGGCACACAGGAGCUGGUCUCCGGCUGCCCCACGGGCAGCAAUGACUCUACCAGUGACCCCGAGGCCUCUGGAGACCAGCCAGACAUCCAGCCUGGCUCUGCAGCAGAAAACGAUUUGUCACAGGACUGUCAGCAAACAACAAUGGUUGACUUCCCUGGCGGCGGAGCCCUAAACCCUGCGAGACCCUCAUGGGAAACCACAGCUUCUCCAUACCCGUCCCUGUCAGCGCAUUGAUCUGCCGGCUUGUUUCCAUAAGCACUUGGUCAGAGGAAACAAAAGUCUUACAUCAUUUGCUCCACAAACUCCCGUGGUGACUGGAACCCAGCUGCUGCUGUCUGAGAAAGGAAGACAGCACAGAAGCAAACACAGCAAGCUGGAAAAUAUUUACAUCCUUCUCAACGGACAGAGAAGAGGUGGCCCACCAUGGUUCACGAUCCUUUCCAGAGAGCCAGAUUAUAAGCCAAGCAACCAUCUUCCUGUCUCAGGUCACUAAUGGGGAAUAUUUCUACUCUGUAUGAUGCCAAGCAGGGGACCCAAGAGAUGGCUGCUGACCGUAAGAAGCCCACAUUUAUUGGCAUGGGUGAGUGGCAGGAAGCUGGGUCUGGAGACCCAAGGACCCAAGGACCUGUUGGCUCUGCUGCUCCGAUGCUGCGUCACUGUGCACAAAUAACUCACCUUCUUCCAACGUCCUCUUCAUCUGUUUGAGGGUCCUAUGCCUACUUGACAGUUUUGACAACCAAGUGAGCUAAUGGCUGGGAAAGUGCCUGAAUACCAUAAGAUUCUCCCCAAACGUUGGGGGCCUUGCUGUGUUUGUGAAAUGCAGUUCCUUCGUCUUAGGGACUUCACUAACGGUUGUUCAGGAGCACACUCUUGCCAUAAAGACGCAUGGAUUUACCAUUCUGCAUAGCUUCUAUCCAAGAUGGCUCAUGCGGGGAUGGUAGGAUCAUGGUUUUAAAAAAUCAUUGAAGUGGUUAUUUUGAUAUUAUAGAACUCCUGCAGAUGCUUGGGCUAAGAUGGAGUUCUCAACUUGCACGAAAAGUUGCAUGCAAGUGAACUCUUUCCUGAGGAGAAGGAGCAUGGAUUUCAUCUGAUUUGCAAAUAAGACUGGUAGACAAACACCCGAGCAGCCAAGCUCCCUUAGUCUAGGCGAAAAGGGCUCUCUCAGGAAACCCAGAGACCAACUCUGCCUCCAACUUGCUGGUGACCUUAAGGCUGCCCCUUGGCUUCUAUCCGCCUCGGCUACUUAUCUGUAAAAUGGGUGUAGCACAGCCUUCCAGUUGCUGAGCUCCUACUGAGACACCGGCUCUGGCCAGGCAGGAAGCUUCCAGACCCAGCCUCCUUGCUUCCAGAGCGAGGAAGCUGAUUCCCAGAGAGGUUAACAGACAUCUGCGGUCCAGUGACAAAGCCACUUGGUUGCAGAUGGGAUUGAACCUGGUUUGGAUGUCAUCAUGGAGUGUUCUCCAACUGUGCCAUGGGGCCGGCUCUUCUGAAUCAGAAUUUUAGGUCUUGAUCUGACGCAAUUUAUUUUCUAGUGGGCUACAAUCUAUAUGGCAUCACCUAGCAAUAGGUAUGUGUUUAAGGAAUUGUUUCAUUUUGUGUGGAAUUCUUGCCUGCUUUUCACCCUGGGGAAGCCCUGAAUCCCAGGAUAUCUUGGAAACUCACCUACUUUUUGACUAGACUUACAUGAUUAAGCUUUAAAUCCACUCUUCCAUAGCCUUCCUUAGCUAGUUUCCCAGUGUGAAAUGAAGCAUCAAAGCUGAUCAAAGGUUUAUGAAUUGCUUUGCAAUGAGAUUAUUAUAUGACUUUAGUUACCCAUCAUUGCAGAAAACAGGCAACCCAAGUCCUUUCACAGAUGAGUUCCUUUCUAUUUGUUUUACUCAGCAAUUUAUUGAGUAAACUUUUAUAAACUUGAGAGGAGCUUUUCACCUUCAGAUUGUGAGCUUCUUUUAAGAAAUUCACAGCUUCCCUCUGACUGCAGGGAUAAAUUCCAGGUCUGAAAUGUGAAACCUUUUGAGAACUCAGUCAACUUCUGAGAAUAGGGUGCUAGACAUUUCUGAUAUUUUAGACACAACCUUUUUUCUCUGUUGAGGUAGUGCCAUGCAGUGGAAAGGGCUCUGAGUUGGGAUUCCAGCAAGGGUAGGAGGGGCUGCAGUCCUGCCACUUACCCCUUCCAGGUCAUUUGAAGGAUAUAAAGACUGCAUUCUGCAGUGAUGAUUCUUCACCCUGGUUGCAUGUUGGACUCACCUGCAGAGCUUUUUAAAAAACCGAUGCCCAGGCCUCUCUCCAGGCCACUUAAAUCAAGUUGUCUUGAGUGGGGCCCUGGGCAGAGAUCAUUUUGAAAAGCUUCCCAGUGAUUCUAAUGGGCAACUGGGGACGAACCAUGGGAAUACACUCACAUAGUCUUUUUCAAUUCUCCCAUUCCCCGUGCUAAUUAAAUUCUAAAAUGCUACUGUGGGUUUCUUCUAUGUUAGACUCCUAUUUAUUUUUGCUCCUAGCUAGGAAAGAAAUGUGUCCUCAGAGUCGAAAGGAUGAAACGUCUCAUCUUUGGAGUAUUUUUGGCCAUGAGUUGGCUUUGCAACUCUACCCUCAGAGGGCCUUUUAAACAGCUGAUGGUUCUUAUGGAAAUGAAAUGCAUGAUGUAAUACUGCAUGGAGCUCCACGUGGCAGAUCCUGGAGCUGAGCUUUUGGUGACAGUUCCAUGAAAGUUCAGAUCAUAUAACUGGAUGGGACAAUAGACACACUCAAUGAAUCUCUUGGGUGGUACAGUUGUUUGCAUCCUAAACUCCAGAAUAUCCAAAAAGAGAUAUUCUGUGAUCGAUACAUUUACCAGUUGGGUAAGCAGACACAAGUAGAUUUGUCUUUGGCAUGUGCACCAAUGGCCAACUGCAUUUCUACCUGGCUUUGAAAUAAAUUAUUUGAAGUUCUCUGGUGCCUUAAGGUGGUAUAGAAGGAAAAGACCCCUGGAGUUUGUUAAUAUAUUCAGUCUUCUUCUCUGUGUUACUGGAUUUUCUAAAAGCAGAUCAUUUGUACCUUGGACCUAAAACCGCUUUCAAGAACUCGGUAGACUUGGGAUUGAAGGACUGGGUUUUCCCUUUCCCACGCGAACUUCCCUAAAUCCUACUCUGGCUUCAGAAAGCUCAGCUCCUAUACAAGUCUGACUUCGGCAUCCUUAGUGUAAACGUCUUGUAUUGAGUCAUGGAAAGACUAAUGGAAGAAUUGAUAGCUCAAAAAUGAGUUUCCUGCCAACAACACUUUUUUUCUGUCUCUGAAAACACCAGCAGGCUGUGUCCAAGAAUGGGCUGAUGUUCCCUUUAUGCGAUGGUAGAACAAGGGAAGAGAGAGAUAAAUGAAUGGGAUUGUUAAAAAUGGCUGAAAACUUGAUAUGAACUUUGAGUCCAUAUUAUCUUUUUAAAGUGAUACAAUACAAUAUUUGUAAAUGGGACAUUGAAAGUGAUGGGGUAAAGGAAUGCCUACGCAGUGGUGUUCUAACCAUUAACUCUUUAGUGGACAGGGACAAGGUCUGCACCUCACAGAAGUAGGAGAGUGAGUUAUGGGCCCAGACACAUGGCGGCUCUGCCACCAACGAACUGUGCAAGCUUGGACAAGGUACCUACCUCUCUCAGCCUCAAAGUCCUCCAUGGAAAUAGUGGGAAGGGGUGAGGAGUAAACAAAUAGCAAGUUUCUUAAAACACUCAGCAUGUCGGUGGAUGCUGGGAGCCUUCCCUCACCCCUUUGAAAAUGGGCUCUGCACAGACACAUUUUGGUGGGAGGCUGGGGCCAAUCCCACCAACCUGAGUUGGGGAAAUAAGAUGAUCCCUUCCGCAGUUCAGGUUUGCACAACCAGCUUUUGCAGGGAAGGCAGGGAAGAGGCGUGGGUGUUGUUGGUAGAGCGAUAAGCAAGGCUUGCAAUUUCACUUUGGUAGAACCACUGUGGUCUCCUUAGUUCUUCCAGGUUGAAUCCUGGGCAGAGAUCACAUGAAAGCUGAGAAGCACAGAUAUCAGUUUAGAAAUUGCGUAUUUUCCCGCUGAAUCCCAAAUGCACAAUAACUCUACACUUUGCGGUUGCAUGAAUCUACGAGGCCUCCUAUGCACCCUCAGUAAUAAACCCAAGACUCAGAAUGUUGUCAGGCCAAGUUCUGCCCCUCCCUGGAGUGAGCCACCCUGCUUCACAUGGGAGUGGUCCAGUGAUACAACCCGAGCCUCCCCUCCGGAAGCUCUUCAGCAGGACCCUUCUUGGGUUCCGGGGCAGCGGUCUGUCCCCCGAGGCCUGCCUGCCGUGAAGCCAUCAGCCCGUGGAGAUGUUCAUUGGAUUCCCGACCGGUAGUGGGUCGGGCUCAACCCUCCCUUUGGGUUUUCAGGAUUUGUAAUGAUCGCUCCAUUUGUGUAAAAUAGGCCGGCAUUUUCUCUUGUUACUGAGAUGUAUUUUUCUAUGUUAGUUAAAUGUAUAAUUUGUGUAAUUUUGUACAUUAAAAUGUAUGCUUUUUCACAAUUAAAGGGUCUUUUUUCCCUUUUGAA